AUGGAUUACCAAUGCAUCGUCGUGUACACCGUCAUCAACAUCGCGCCGCCGCGGCUCACCGCACAGGCAACACAACUGUCAGACGGGUGUAUCACCUGGUUCAAAAAUAAGAUCAAGAGAGCGAUAGCAGUAUAUCUUCAAUCACUGAAGUUGACACCGAACAGCGGAGCGAUACACGGAAAUUUGGCAUGCUUAUACUAUAAACAGGGAUUUAUAGACCUAGCUAUAGAAACUUACCGGCGGGCCAUAGAACUUCAGCCCAAUUUUCCUGAUGCCUACUGCAAUCUUGCUAAUGCUCUCAAAGAAAAGGGCCUUGUUUACGAGGCGGAGGAAUGCUACAACAAUGCCCUGCGACUUUGCCCAUCUCAUGUUGACACUCUUAACAAUCUCGGUAACGUAAAACGAGAACAAGGAAAAAUAGAUGAAGCUACCAGACUUUAUAUGAAGGCUUUAGAAGUAUUUCCUAAUUUUGCAGCUACUCACAGUAACUUGGCGUCUCUUUUACAACAUCAAGGCAAACUACACGAAGCGUUGAUGCAUUACAGGCAGGCUAUAAAUAUUCAACCAAAGUUUGCUGACGCUUACAGCAAUAUGGGAAAUACUCUAAGAGAAUUGCAAGAUAUAACAGGCGCCCUUGUCUGUUUCAAGAAGGCAAUAGAGAUAAACCCCACAUUUGCAGAUGCGCACUGCAAUUUAGCAAGUAUUUACAAAGAUAUGGGACGAAUUGAUGAAGCUAUCGAUUCUUAUAAAACCGCUUUAAAAUUCAAACCAGAUUUUCCAGAUGCGUAUUGUAAUUUAGCACAUUGUUUACAAAUUAUUUGUAAUUGGGAUGAUUACGACGAGCGAAUGAAUAACAUUACAGCUAUUGUUGAAGAACAAUUGAACAUGGAAAAGCUUACUUCCGUACAUCCACAUCAUUCCAUUUUAUAUCCAUUAACGAAUGCAGCAAGGAAAGAGAUAGCCACGCGACAUGCUAACUUAUACACAGAGAAAGUAAAUAUUUUAGGUAACGUAAACUUUUUGCAUAAAAAGGAAUUAAACGGACGAUUACGUAUCGGGUACGUUAGCAGUGAUUUUGGUAACCAUCCAACUUCGCACUUAAUGCAGUCAAUACCAGGUCUUCACGAUCAAUCAAAAGUGGAAAUCUUUUGCUACGCGCUGAACUUUGAUGAUGGAACCACAUUCCGUAGUAGAAUAGUUAAUGACUCAGAGCACUUUGUUGAUUUGUCUUCUAUAUCUAGUUACAUAGAAGCAGCAAAAAUAAUACACAGAGAUGGUAUUCAUAUCCUCGUAAACAUGAAUGGUUAUACUAAAGGAGCACGGAAUGAGAUUUUUGCUUUAAAACCCGCACCCAUUCAAGUAAUGUGGUUAGGAUAUCCGGGAACGAGUGGUGCGCGAUACAUGGACUAUGUAAUAACCGACGAAAUAUCUUCACCCGUGUCCACUGAAAUGGAUUUUACUGAAAAGUUUGCUUUUAUGCCGUAUACGUAUUUUGUCGGAGAUCAUAAACAAAUGUUUCCACAUUUAAAAACAUAUUACAACGUCUUAACUGAUGACAAAAAUAGGUCUGUUUCAAAUAUGGCUCUAAUUAAUUGUUCAGAAGCCGUAAACAUUAAUGAAAUACUUAGUACAACUUCAAGAGUCAAAGAGAUCAAACACAAGGAUUCUACACCGAUAGAAAUUCUCGAAAACGAUGUAAACAUUCCAAGUUAUGUUAUUGAAACCAUUACGGAUCCAAAGCUUACACAGGUUGUGGUUAAUGGGAGACGAAUACAUAAUGGUUUAGCAAUAAACAGUUGCAAUAAAAAAGUAGCAGCUGCUGAAGAAAUAUUUGAAAAUAUAAUACUUACAUCGAGAAAACAAUACGGUUUGCCAGAUGACGCAGUUGUUUUCUGUAAUUUCAAUCAGUUGUACAAAAUGGACCCCAGAGCCUUGGAAAUGUGGGUGAACAUACUGAAAAAGGUACCGAAUAGCGUUCUCUGGCUAUUAAGUUUCCCCGCUGCUGGCGAACCGAAUGUACAUAAAUAUGCCCAGAGUUUAGGGUUGCCGCCGGGUCGGAUCAUAUUUUCUAGUAUCGCAUGCAAGGAGGAACACGUGAGGCGUGGACAGUUAGCAGAUGUUUGUUUAGACACGCCUUUGUGCAAUGGGCACACGACUGCUAUGGAUGUUUUAUGGGCAGGAACGCCAGUUGUUACACUCCCAGGAGAAACUUUAGCGUCUCGUGUUGCGGCGUCGCAGCUAAAUGCGUUGGGUUGUCCGGAAUUGAUAGCCAUAAGUAAAAGACAAUACGAAGAUAUUGCUGUUAAAUUGGGAACAAAUAGAACUUACCGAAGAUAUAUUCGAGCUAAGGUUUCAAAAGCACGUUUAGAAAGCACUCUAUUCGACUGUGAGCACUACGCCCGGGGGCUUGAAGCACUUUAUCAGAAGAUGUGGACACGUUUCGAGAGGGGAGAAAAACCGGACCAUCUGCAUGCUGUUGGGUGA
Molecule: messenger RNA, 2484 nt
Organism: Spodoptera littoralis (African cotton leafworm)
Lineage: Eukaryota; Metazoa; Arthropoda; Insecta; Lepidoptera; Noctuidae
Source: the annotation of a GenBank genome assembly